UCCAGUAAACCGGCGGCCUGUAUGUGGCGGGACCCAGUUAAGGUUGGAGUGAAAGUUACCGUGGCAAGAACUGUCACACCACUGCUGGGGGGUCAUCACAAACUUUCUUAAGAAGAUAGUAUACUGUUGUGAAUGUAUAGGCGAGAGGAGAUAUCGCUCUAGUAUGACUGCGUUAAAAUCACCGUACAGCAUCGAGGGAAUCCUCGGGCGGACGAGCAACCCCUCCCGAGGGAGCGACGGAAGAGGGUCGGUGAUCGUAGCGGGACUUGGCCUGAUCGGACCAGCUCCAGGGGCAAAGGAAUCGCGCUCUAUCCUCGUACAAAAAAAUUGCGGCGGGAUGAAUGCGGAGGUGGCGACGAUCGGGAGAGCUGCAGGGCACGAGGACAAUAGCGGGGAGAGUGCCGCCCUGGAUUUCUCCAUUAAGAGAAAAUCAGCAGAGGACAAGAAAGACUUAAAGCAAGACUUAAACAGAAACCAUUUCUCGGAGAAAGACAUCAAAAAGGAGGACAUGCACGAGGGAGAGGACAGCGGGAGCGAGAGCGAUUGUGGGCCGCUGGGGAGCGACCUGCCACCGUGCGGCAGUCCAACAAGCUCCGGUGCCGUCCACGAGGACAAACUGAACGAUCUCUGUGACAGUAUCAACGGACAAGUGAAUUCUUUAGCUGGAAUCGACUUGGAAAACGGCGGGAAAAGGAAACAGAGACGCUACCGAACAACUUUCACAAGCUACCAGCUGGAAGAACUAGAACGAGCAUUUGCCAAGACCCACUACCCCGACGUUUUUACCAGGGAGGAGUUAGCAAUGAGAGUGGAUCUAACCGAAGCUAGAGUACAGGUUUGGUUCCAGAACCGGCGAGCCAAAUGGCGGAAGCGAGAAAAGGCCCAGGCCCAACAGCAAGCCCAAAUGCAGCUCCACCACCCCGGGGGCCUCCCGGGGGUCCAUCCCUACCUGGACAUGGGCUGUGCUCCCCACCACCCUGGGGAACAUCCCCCGGGGGUCCCCGGUCUAAGCUGCCCGCCGCUGUCCCCUCUCCCUCCCGCCCUCCACCCUGGAUCGUUCCCCCUCCACCCUGCCCUCGGCGGUGGGCUGCUCAGAACGCCGCUGGGUCCGGCGGGGUUCUCGCCGUUUCUCCGCGGGGCCGCUCCCGUGUUCCGCCCAAUGCUGCAGGUGGACGGCUUGCAGGCGCUGGCUGAGUCCGACCGCCGGGCAUCCAGCAUCGCCACCCUCCGCCUCAAAGCCAAGGAGCACUCGGCACAGAUCGAAGCGCUGGGACAACACGCUAAACCUGCCACACUGAAGGAGGUGUGCUCCUGAGGACUACGGGCUACAGGGGCGGGCCAGUAGGCUGUGUAGGGAUUUGAGGAGGGU
Messenger RNA from Branchiostoma floridae (Florida lancelet), 1369 nucleotides. Its product is annotated as aristaless-related homeobox protein-like. Gene Ontology annotation, molecular function: RNA polymerase II transcription regulatory region sequence-specific DNA binding; DNA-binding transcription factor activity, RNA polymerase II-specific. The coding region runs from base 164 to 1315 and encodes 383 amino acids. Gene Ontology annotation, biological process: regulation of transcription by RNA polymerase II. The transcript has 4 exons. The record is from RefSeq and is a predicted model, not a curated record. NCBI's taxonomy places the organism in Eukaryota, Metazoa, Chordata, Leptocardii, Amphioxiformes, Branchiostomatidae.